UUUGGAGAAUCUCUGAAGUGAUUGCAUUUUGAAAGAUUUGUUCAAUGAAAUGAGGGAAUGUUGAUGUGAAAAAGGAAAAAAAAAAAAAACAACUGAAGAUUAGAAAUGGCAGCAAGAGUUGUAUUGCGUUGUAAUAAGAAUGUAGUAGACGUCCUCACUAAAAAACCAUUAUUCAACAGCUGCGUGAAAUCUUUUAUUCGCUUGGCUCCACCACUGGCCAAUUACAGUCAGACUGCUUCCAAAAAUGAUGCUAAAUCUCUCACAGAUAAAGAAUGGGCACAAAGACUAUCACCACAACAAUAUUCAGUUUGUCGGCAAGGAGGAACAGAACAACCUUUUAGUAGUUCUUUGAACAACAACAAAGCAUCAGGAAAAUACACUUGUGUUUGCUGUGGAAAUGUCCUAUUCACCUCAGAAACAAAAUAUAACUCUGGCAGUGGCUGGCCCUCUUUUUAUCAGAGCAUUGAUGGAAGUGUCAUACAACGUUUAGAUACGAGCCAUGGUAUGAUUCGAACUGAAGUUCUGUGUCACAAUUGCUCUGCUCACCUUGGUCAUGUUUUCAAUGAUGGUCCAGAACCAACUGGUUUGCGCUACUGCAUAAAUGGAGUGUGUCUCAAAUUUGUACCAGAAUAAGUAACAACUAUAAAAAUAAAAUUCAUUUAAGAACAGUAUAGCAUAAAUUUGUUCCAAAGCAAGUGGUUAGUUCAAAAUUAUAAUAAAUAAAUAGGUAAUCCUAUGUGACACAAAACAGUAUCAAUAACUUAAUUUUGAUUUUUCAUAUCAUAUGCUGCACAAACUUGCCUCCCUAUUUGACCUCCUGCUUGCUUAAAGUAUUUGAACAUUAAAUCCAGAAAAUGUUACAAAAGAUAAUGUAUUGUGGCUUAAUGAUGCUUCAAAGUUGGACACUGUUCUAAGCUUUAGGAAUGUGUUCUGCUUCGGCACACUAAUUGUAAAUCCCUUAGUAAUUUGUCAUAAUAGACUUAAAUAGACUGUUGUAUUUAUCCUUAACAUUUUAUGAAAUAAAAUCUACUGUGUCUAAGA
Molecule: messenger RNA, 1041 nt
Organism: Schistocerca serialis cubense
Lineage: Eukaryota; Metazoa; Arthropoda; Insecta; Orthoptera; Acrididae
Product: peptide methionine sulfoxide reductase MsrB-like
Exons: 5
Coding region: 106-633 (175 amino acids)
Biological process (GO): response to oxidative stress; protein repair
Cellular component (GO): cytoplasm
Molecular function (GO): peptide-methionine (R)-S-oxide reductase activity
Source: RefSeq, a predicted model, not a curated record